Molecule: messenger RNA, 1834 nt
Organism: Physella acuta
Lineage: Eukaryota; Metazoa; Mollusca; Gastropoda; Physidae
Product: ELAV-like protein 2
Cellular component (GO): ribonucleoprotein complex
Molecular function (GO): RNA binding
Source: RefSeq, a predicted model, not a curated record
GGCCUAAAUCAUGGAUUGGUGCGUUGUUUGGUUAAUGUUAGCUUCGGUCAAGGACGUGAACAUGCGCAGUGUCUACUUCAUUCUUUUGGUCGUGUUGGGAUUUUUGAGUUCAGAUUUUAACUGAAUUUUUUUCUUUCGGAUUUUAGAGAAGGAGGCUUUUUAAUUUUUUUUUUGUUUAUAUUUUUUUUCUCCUCUCCCCUUGCCCCACCUACCAAAAUAAAUGCUUCUGAUGAUGACCAUGGCUUUUAUCAGCAUUGGUAAUAACACCCUGUGCAACUCAAGAAUAGCAACACAUCUGCAACAAUGGAAGAUCAAAAUGAUGGUAAUUUCUUUAUUGAUGAUUCAAGCAGCACCAACUUGAUCAUCAAUUAUUUACCUCAGACAUUGUCAGAUGAUGAGUUCAGAUCGAUGUUCUUAAGUGUUGGUCCAAUUAAGAGCUCCAAAAUAGUAAGAGAUAAAGCAACUGGGUAUAGCUAUGGCUUUGGUUUUGUUGAUUUCCAACAUGCAGCUGAUGCUCAACGUGCAAUUGAGACACUUUCAGGCUUGCAAUUACAAAAUAAAAGAAUCAAAGUAGCAUUGGCCAGACCUGGUGGUGAUCAAAUAAAGGGUGCAAACCUUUAUAUCAGAAAUUUGCCUGUUCACUGGAAAGAAGGAGAACUUAACAAAAUAUUUGACCCUUUUGGAAAAAUCAUUCAGUCAAGAGUAUUAGUAGAUUUAUCUACUGGAAUUAGUAAAAGGGUUGGUUUUGUUCUGUAUGACACUAGAGAUGAAGCAGAAAGUGCAAUAAAAGUUUUAAGUGGCAAAACUCCAGAAGGCUGCACAGAACCAAUUAUGAUCAAAUUUGCUGAUGAUAAUACCAAAAAAAUGAAACAGGGCACAGUACAGUAUGUACCAAUACCGAAUUUUGCUGCUCCCGGCCCCAUGAGGAACCAAAUGAAUCGCUUCCAACGCUUUAAUCCUAUGGCUGGCAAUUUCAAUGGUUCUCCUGGCGUCCCUCAAGCUCAGCAAGGGGGAUACACUUUGUUUGUUUAUAACAUUGGAUUUCAAGCAACUGACCGUACUUUGUGGCAACUGUUUUCCCCAUUUGGUACUGUACAGAAGGUAAACAUAAUGUUGGACCAUGAAAAGAAUCAAUGCAAGGGAUAUGGCUUUGUUACUAUGACUAAUUAUCAAGAAGCUCAAAAUGCAAUUAAUUGCUUAAAUGGAUACUUUUUUCAAGGAAGAGUUCUCCAGGUUAGCUUCAAAGGACAAAAUCAAACUGGGCCUAACUAAGUAAGCAUUUCAACUCAAGGUGUAAGAAAGAUUUUUGCAGUAACUAGGCAUUUUAUUUGGGCACCUUUAUUUGGUUAUGUAAAUAUUUGCAUAUUUUUUUAAAAAAAUGAAACAUCAGUUUUAAUAUGUACUGAAACAAAAAUGAAACAUGAUCUACCUAAUUAACAAUCCUUUCUCAUUUUGUACAUGUUCAUUUAAAAUGUAUUUAUCUAUUACUUUAACUGCUACCAAAUUUUAUUUAUCAAAACUGUCAAGCUCUUAUUUCUUUUGAAUAAUAGUAAAUUAUCCUAGUUAUUUUGUUUUUUAGUGAAUGGUAAGAGUAUUUUGUUAAAUGUUAUUAGUUUAUGCAUUUUUCUUUGUUUGUUUUUAGUUAUCUACUAAAUGUAUUUUCUUUUGUAAUUGCAUAUUUUUUUAAAGUUCACUUUGUGUAUGAAAAAUAAUUUUCGGACCAAAUGUAACUUUAAAUUGCCUAUUUAAACUGGUACAAAAAAUUAUGGAGAUUGUGUUCAUUUCACCUGUAAAUAACAUUUUCCAGUAUGCAUUAAAAGAAACUUACAUGCUU